Messenger RNA from Cucurbitaria berberidis CBS 394.84, 1233 nucleotides. RefSeq lists its product as uncharacterized. Bases 193 to 870 code for a protein of 225 amino acids. The record is from RefSeq and is a predicted model, not a curated record. The transcript has a single exon. Lineage: Eukaryota; Fungi; Ascomycota; Dothideomycetes; Pleosporales; Cucurbitariaceae.
GCCCGACCGAUUUCCGAACUAUCUUUUCAGUCACUAUACCGGAUCGAGAGGGGUGCGUCUUGGUUUAAAGAAGUGCUUGACCGCACAUUCGAUCUUUUCCUCACUUUUGCGAAUCGACGCCUUCACUGCCUGAACGAGGAUUAACUCUACUCUACAACUUGGAUCCAUAUCAAAUCAACCAAACUACAAACCAUGGCACCCGUCCAGACGCAGACCAUCACACCCCACCAAUUCUCCAACCCCCUCACCGUCAUAAGAGUAUCUGGACGCGUCUCCAAACCCCCGGCCAGGUCCACACGCACAAGCAAACCGCUUCUCUCGCACUCGCCGCAAAUCCCCACUGCACACCCGGACAUCAACCUCACCCUGCUCCGGAACAAGCUGCUCCUUACAUGCCGCCAAUACCUGCCGUCAGACCUGCUCCACGAAGCCCUCGCAGACGGCAUCUACUCGCGCGCCGAACGCUGGAUCACGCCGCGCAGCCAAUCGGCGUCCAAAUACGGCAAAAAGAAACGCUACUACGUGCUGCACACAUCUACGUUUACCUUUCAGUCCAGCGGCAGCGCGUGGGAAGCCCGGAUCCUUAGCGGCGGCAGCCAGCCCAUUGACGCCGGGAACGGCGUCGUCGUUUUUGUCAAGGAGCGGAGCGAGUGGGAUGCGUUUUUGAGGGGGUAUAGGAGGCAGGGCAAGCGCGCGGGGCAGCUCAUGAGGCUCAAGCAAAAAGAUACGGAGCGCGUGUGGCGGGAUGCGUGGAAGAGGAAGUGUGGCAUGGAUGAGGUGGCGGCUGCUGGGAAGAAGGAGGUUAAUGCGGGGCCCAUGUGGGUGCUGGUCAAGAGUGCGAUUGCGAGGAUUGUGAGGGGCGAGGCGUGAAAGGGCUCGUUCCCUGCAGGGAGUUUCCUUCUCAUUUUCAUUUUUGAGCCCCGGAGUUGACUUGCUUUGCUGUUUGCUUUGCUUUCAGUGGGGAGGGGGCUCGCAUGCAUGGGGCUGGGACUGGGCCUUUUUCUAGGCACGAGGCGUUUUUGGAACCCUUUAGCGAGAGCAUUAUUCGGCAGAUUCGGAUUUCACGAUUUUUCACGACAGCAAUUUCGAGCGGUAAGCGCGCAGCCCGCUUACCACGCCGACAGACUUGGAAGAGGAGGAGGAUACAUAUACAUAGCAGCAGUAGAUUUACUUCACACACACGUAUAUCACAAAAUAUCCUGCAGGGAACCAAUAAAAAGCAUUACAUUAUUA